Messenger RNA from Notechis scutatus (mainland tiger snake), 722 nucleotides. Lineage: Eukaryota; Metazoa; Chordata; Lepidosauria; Squamata; Elapidae. The record is from RefSeq and is a predicted model, not a curated record.
CUGUGAUGGAUAAAGGGUCUAUUACAAUCUUCAUUUUUUGUCUUGGGAUGGCUAAUAGCUUGGAGUGCCAUAAGUGCUUAAUUAACGAAGGGAACUGCUCCCAGGCUCCAGUGGAAGUUUGCAGAACCAACCAAGAUGCCUGUUUCACAGUGAUCAAGAAGUACCAUGGAUUGAGCGCAGAUACCGCAAAGCAAGGCUGUGGAUCCUCAAAUAAUUGCCGAAGGUACCCCAUGGGCAUGGUGGGUUCCUUGUUCAGAACAAUGUGGUGUUGUUCUUCAAAUCUUUGCCAACCCAUCCAUUUGUCUGUCAAACGAGAUGGAUUGCAAAACGGGCUGGUGUGCCAAAGCUGCAUUGGGGACACAACUGAAUGCAGCCUGACGGCCCCUUUGCGGCAAUGCUACGGGAGUGCAGAUCGGUGCGUGCAAAUUUCCCAGCGUUUCCUUCCAGAAAAUUACGUUAAAAAAAAAUGUAAAUGUGACCCCUACUACAUACACUUUUGUUAUUGUUUUCCAGAAAACGGAAGCACAGCCGUGACCAUCCAGAAGGGCUGCGCCACGGAAUCCAUGUGCAGGAGAGACACAGAUAUAUAUCUUAGACUGAAGAGAGAAAAUACUCGCGCCGAAUGUUGUAAAAGGAAUCUUUGCAACAAAGCCCACAGUCCCACCAGCCCACAACUGGUGACAAUUCUUAGUUUAUGGUUGGUGUUGAAGGUCUAUCAAUAA